CCGCAACGCCUUCAUCCCCGCUUAGUAUCCUUCACUGCCCUACAGCGCAUACACAUUUGCACUUCGCUGUUCACUUGCCUCAGAAAUCCCCCAUCAAACAUAUAGAGAGCAAAAUGCCUCGAAAACGCUGGAUAGACAAGAAAGAGGCCCAAACAUUUCAACUCCUCUACCGCCCACAGAAUGACCCUGCUCUGCACAAUGAGUCGGCCGGCGACCGGGCUCUGUACCAAGUCUCCGGACAGGGUGCAUCAUCUCAAGAGAGCGCACCAAAAGGGUUACAUCUAGACGACCUUGAAAGUGAACUGGACUUCGAGAGUGUACGCGAGAAUGAAGGCGAGGCAGCAGAGUAUGGAAUUUACUACGACGACACGAAUUAUGACUACAUGCAACAUUUGCGGGAAAUCGGCGAAGGAGGCGGAGAGGCACAUUUUGUUGAAGUCGCACCGGCGAAGGGCAAGGGAAAAGCAAAGGCGAUGAAACUGGAAGAUGCAUUGAGAGAGAUAUCGCUCGACGACCACGACGAUCGCAGUGUAGCUGGAAGCGAAAUGCUUUCUACAUUCUCGACGUCGACCAGGCCACGGACGUACCAGAAUCAACAGGAUGUGCCGGACGAGAUUGCAGGUUUCCAGCCUGACAUGGAUCCUCGAUUAAGGGAAGUGCUCGAGGCGUUGGAAGAUGAUGCUUAUGUGGAUGAAAAUGACGAGGAAGACCUGUUCGGUGCCCUGUCGAAAGAAGGUCGUUAUGGCGAACUCGAAUUGGGCGAGUUCGAGGCGAACUUUGUCGAUGAGGACGACGAGGGCUGGGAAUCAGAUGCUACUGAAAAGGCACCCGAGCAACCUUCAGAGUUUAAGCUCCCUUCACAUGCUCCGGUUCUUGACGGCGAGGAUCCAACAGAUCGGGAUGCCGCUCUGGACGCCGAAGCUGCUGCAGCGGAAGAUGGAGAUUGGCUUCGGGACUUUGCCAAGUUCAAGCGUGACAAAGGCAAAAAGCCCGAACCCAGGACGGCAGAGUCGAUUGUAGCUGCAUCUGCUGUUCAGGACAUGGCACCCUCCCUCUACACACUCAAUGGUACACCCUUGCGGCAGAAGAAGCGAAAGGGAGCCUUGACCAAUCCGAGUGCAUAUUCCAUGACCUCAUCCUCUCUAGCACGAACAGAUGGUCAGCAGUUACUGGACGCACGAUUCGACCAGGUGGAAAAGAUGUACUCUCUGGACGAGGCCGAAGAAUUUGACGAUAUGGAUGGUGGGACGUCCUUGGUAUCCGGUAUGACAGGUAUGACGGGCCGCUCAAAGAUGUCACAACUCUCCACGACCAGUUUUGCAGACGAAGGGGCUGUUCGGGAGGAUUUUGGUAGCAUGAUGGAUGAUUUUCUGGGUGACUGGAACAAAGCAAACCCUGGCGGUAAACGCAAAGGUGCCAAAGGCAAGCGUGGCAAAAAUGGGAACGAAAAGUAUGGUCUGCAACAACUCGAAGAAGUGCGUGCCGAGUUGGGUCCAGCGAGGAUCCAACGCACCGGCAGAGCAUGACGAGGACGAGACACAGGAGUUUCAAAGGUCGGUUUUCGUGUGACAUAUCAGAGAUACCCCAUUUUGCAAUAGACGUGAUGUCUUUCAUAUCAAACCCGCUUCAAGAACGCCUUGUGCAUGCAACUGUACAAGUAAUAUGUU
Messenger RNA from Exophiala viscosa, 1667 nucleotides. RefSeq names its product Low temperature viability protein. The record is from RefSeq and is a predicted model, not a curated record. Lineage: Eukaryota; Fungi; Ascomycota; Eurotiomycetes; Chaetothyriales; Herpotrichiellaceae. Gene Ontology annotation, cellular component: cytosol; preribosome, small subunit precursor; nucleus. Gene Ontology annotation, biological process: ribosomal small subunit export from nucleus; ribosomal small subunit biogenesis. The transcript has 2 exons. Bases 114 to 1526 code for a protein of 470 amino acids.